UCACAUGGGCAGGCAGGGAGUGGAUGUAGCGCCUGUAAUGCAAUUACAUAUGGAAGAGCCGAAAGCAAAUGCACUUCGACUGGGAUUUACCGGAUUGUGGAUUGCACAGAAACGUUUUAAGGAAUUAAUUCAGCGCGGACGGAUUUGUUUUUUUUUGUUUUUUUUUUUGUUUUUUUUUAAGUUGUUGUUUUUGUUUUCUUCUCCGCCUAAUGUGACCCACGGUACAUGAGUGGAGAUGUUUUUGCGGCGGAUUUUCCUGUAACACAACUGUUCCAGUCUGGUGGUCGGAAGGGAAUUGUGAAUAGUGAAACUCCGCCAUAUUCAGCUUUUUACCACGCCCGGAGUCGAGCGACUGGAAAGAGAGAGAGAGAAAGAGAAGAGGAAAACCCGAACCCAAGAUUUCAAGGCAUUCGGAUGAUCCAAAUAUAAAUAUAUAAACAUAUAUAUAUUUCCGCUGAAGUGUAUGCAAGCUCCGAUUACAGAACUUACUGUAUUAUUACACACAAAGUUAAAAACAAAUUGUUGCUUGUAAAGUGAGGUGAGAAACUUAUAAACAGUUCAUUUCGGGGAAGGAAGAAGAAACAUGACUCUGGACUCUAUAAUGGCGUGUUGCCUCAGCGAAGAGGCAAAGGAAGCGAGGCGGAUCAACGACGAGAUAGAGAGGCAGCUCCGCCGGGACAAGAAGGACUCCCGCCGCGAGCUCAAGCUCCUGCUGCUGGGGACAGGCGAGAGCGGCAAGAGCACCUUCAUCAAGCAGAUGAGGAUCAUUCACGGUUCGGGCUACUCGGAGGACGACAGGAAAAGUUUCACCAAGCUGGUUUACCAGAACAUAUUCACGUCCGUUCAAGCCAUGAUCCGAGCCAUGGAGACACUGCAGAUUCCCUACAAAUAUGAACACAACAAGGCCAAUGUAAAUAUUGUUCGAGAAGUGGACGUAGAAAAGGUUUCAGCGUUUCUAAAUCCAUAUGUAGAUGCUAUUAAGAGUUUAUGGAACGAUCCGGGAAUCCAGGAGUGCUACGAUCGAAGGAGAGAAUACCAGCUCUCCGAUUCGACCAAAUACUAUCUGAAUUCGGUGGAUCGGAUUGCUGAAACGUCCUACGUACCCACGCAGCAGGAUGUGCUGAGGGUCAGAGUGCCCACCACGGGCAUCAUCGAGUACCCUUUUGACCUGCAGAGCGUCAUAUUCAGAAUGGUGGACGUGGGCGGCCAGCGGUCAGAGAGACGCAAGUGGAUCCACUGCUUUGAAAACGUCACCUCCAUCAUGUUUCUGGUGGCACUGAGCGAAUACGACCAAGUCCUGGUUGAAUCUGAUAACGAGAAUCGAAUGGAGGAAAGCAAAGCACUGUUUAGGACAAUCAUCACCUAUCCCUGGUUUCAGAAUUCUUCAGUCAUUUUGUUUUUGAACAAGAAGGACCUGCUGGAGGAGAAAAUCAUGUAUUCACAUCUUGUAGAUUACUUUCCUGAGUAUGAUGGCCCCCAGAGAGACGCUCAGGCAGGGAGGGAGUUCAUCCUGAAGAUGUUUGUCGACCUGAAUCCCGACAGCGACAAAAUCAUCUAUUCUCACUUUACUUGCGCGACAGACACGGAAAACAUCCGCUUCGUCUUCGCCGCCGUUAAGGACACCAUCUUGCAGCUCAAUCUGAAGGAGUACAAUCUGGUGUAAACGGAUGAGACGAAACGCCUCUGCAGCUUCAGCUUGACCUUAAAAUGACACGCAGAAGCCGUCCUGGGCGACAUCGACCCAACCCCCCCCCACACACACACAUCACAGGCAAAAUUGGAGACUGAUUAACCGUUUUGCCUUUGGACGAUAAUAUCACCGAAUACAAAACUGCUCACUACUGCGUAAUUUAUUUGCACCAUGGAGCUUGUUCACAGGGUCCAUCUUGUGUUAUUAUUCCAUUUGAAAGAGAAAUGACGCUGACGGACAUUUUACGAUCGCCGUGUCGCACGUUCAGAGGAGCCACAGAGGAGUUUUCUGGUUUCAUCCCGAAAACGUGAGCUUCGCUCUCCAUGCGAGAGUCGAGGAACGUACACGCCUGGUUAAUUCACCGUUAAGAUGAUUACUUUGGGCAGAUCAUCAUCUGAGGAUCUGGAGGUUUGCUAGAAAAGUCGUUAAAUUGUCGUUUUCAUCGUAUUUAAGUACUUCAGCUGGUGACCAUUUUCUGUUCUGAGGAGACGGGCUAGGUGCAGCAAGGGGCAGGAUUUCACUCGAAAAGAUGCCGUUUGUGGUCUUUAUGAUGAUUAACAGUGAAUGGUUAAGAGUUGUGCUAGUAUGUAACAAGUGCCACACUUUUGCUUUUACAUAUGCUUCUUAUAUAUUGCCAAAGGAAUAUACGCUCCAUUAACGUUAGCCAUCCCUCUGUUUUUGUUUCCUUUUUUAAACACACCCUCUGUUUGUACUGUUUUCCAACUCCACAGCUUUAGUGUUCACUCUAGAACUGUGACCCGUCAGUAUUUCAGCCAGUUUAGCAUCGGCCAGUUUCACUUGCUGCCUGGUGCCAUUUUUUUUUUUAACCUCUCCCUGAAAGUUUUGGCACCCCUUUCACACUUUCAGUAUAUUCUUCUCAAUCAGGAUUCGCCAAUCAGUGUUUAAAAGAAGGCCAGUGUAACGAACGAUGGUGGAUUUCUCCCGUCGCUUCCUUCCAAAACUACUUCAGACAGGACGAACGCAACUUGGGACAACGCAGUCUCAAUGCCAUCAUUCAAAGCUCAUUUCAUCCUUAAUGGUUCCUUUAUAAGCUUUUGUCGAUGAAGGGCUGCUGUUGUUAAAAAAAAAAUAAAUAAUAUAAAAUAAUGGAGGUAUUGGUGAUCUGUAAUGUUUGACAUUGGAAUGUUCUGGAAAAUGAUCCAUAAUGAAGUUUUUGUUUUUGUUUCUCCCCUCAUGGGCUGUUGGUGUUAAUUUGCUGGUGUUUUAAACCAUUCCUAAAAUGACUCGAAUUAAACUUCACUUGCUUGUUA
Molecule: messenger RNA, 2961 nt
Organism: Hemibagrus wyckioides
Lineage: Eukaryota; Metazoa; Chordata; Actinopteri; Siluriformes; Bagridae
Product: guanine nucleotide-binding protein G(q) subunit alpha
Exons: 8
Coding region: 584-1663 (359 amino acids)
Biological process (GO): adenylate cyclase-modulating G protein-coupled receptor signaling pathway; phospholipase C-activating dopamine receptor signaling pathway; action potential
Cellular component (GO): heterotrimeric G-protein complex
Molecular function (GO): G-protein beta/gamma-subunit complex binding; guanyl nucleotide binding; GTPase activity
Source: RefSeq, a predicted model, not a curated record